GGAAAUCGUUGUGAUUGUAAGAGUUCUUGCAGCACUAAAAGAAAGCCUAAUGGAACCCGAGGUUGUCCGUGUAAAGGUAGAAAUGUAGUGUGUUCGGCAGAAUGUCAUUGUGGCACGCGUGCAAAACCUUGCCAAAAUAAGGUAAAGCAAUCUAAACUUUUAUAUGUCCACAACUUUGUUUAUAUUCCAGGAAUUAUAAUAAAUAAUUUGUCUGAUUUUGGUAUAGGGAACGGCCGAUGAAAGACAAAAACGCAAAAGAGCAGGAAAUCCAAGACAAGGUUUUCGCCUUACUCACGCAACUACAGAGUCGGAGGACAUGCAAAGGGCAAAAGAACACGAAAAUGUGAAGGUAUGUACUUCACCUUAAAAUAAUAUUUAAUUAUAUAAAAAUAACAAUUGAUGAUUUCAUAUUAUUAUUACACAUAUAAUAGCAUAACAUAUACAGUAUACAAUGUCUUGUCAGGGUUUUGCAUUGAUAACAAUCUUGUUCUACUGUAUUUAUUUUAGAAAUUGAUAUCUACACUAGACGCAAAUAUGGUGAAAAAGCUAGCUAUUCGUAGUUUACGCAGAGGUAUUGGUAGUAUGGACUACAUCGACACACUGCUGAUAAUGGAGGAUGACCUUGAUGAAGAUGAUCAGGAUGCAGAAAGGUUAGGUGCAUUUGGUGAAUCAUCCAAUGACAAUCCAUUUAACUCUGCUAUAGAUCCUUCUCAGAGUCCGAGCCCUUCUCAAUCACAAGACCCAAAUCCAACACCCGAACCCACACUUGAAUCAGUGCCAGAUUGGUGCACAUGUGGCAAAUGCAGACCAAUGCCACAAGAGGUUGAAAAUAAAUGUUGUAGGCAAAAGAAAUGCAUAACCUUAACUUCUCGUUUUGCAAAAUUAUGCCUUGAUCCAGAUGUGCUGGAGCUUUGUAUCCGCAACAGGAGUGACAUCCGUAACGAUAGAGAGGACAACAGCACAAGAGCAUUUCGCAAAGCUG
Messenger RNA from Paramuricea clavata, 982 nucleotides. The record is from the annotation of a GenBank genome assembly. NCBI's taxonomy places the organism in Eukaryota, Metazoa, Cnidaria, Anthozoa, Malacalcyonacea, Plexauridae.